GAUACGGCCGGCUAACGCCGCCAGCUCGACCAGCACAACGGUGACUGAAUGAAUGACGUGGAUUUUCAAUCAGUUACAUUUCAACUUUCAGCCCUGGCCUGAGUGUGGCUCUCUCUCUUCACUGACUGAUUAUUGUGGUGUCGCAGAAGAGAAAAACAAUGAAUAAAGCCAAAGUUGAGAGUCUUCGAGACAAGGUGGAUGGAAAUGAGUUGGAUCUCAGUCUGUGUAACCUCACAGAGGUCCCAGUGAAGGAGCUCGCAGCUGUUCCCAAAGCCACAGUCCUGGACCUUUCCUGUAACAAUCUCACAACCCUAACACCAGAUUUCUGUACACUGACUCACCUGGUUAAAGUGGACCUGAGCAAGAAUCAGCUGGUGAGCCUGCCAGAGGAGAUCGGGCAACUCUACACCCUUCAGCAUCUGGAUCUGUACAACAACAAGCUGACCAUGCUACCUCUCAGCUUCUCCCAGCUCAGGAGUCUGAAGUGGCUGGACCUUAAAGACAACCCCCUGGAGCCGACGCUGGCCAAAGCUGCAGGAGACUGUCUGAAUGAGAAACAGUGCAGGCAGUGUGCAGGAAGGGUUCUCCAACACAUGAAGUUUCUCCAAGAAGAAGCCGAUAAGGAGCGGGAACGCCGGCUGCUGAAGGAAAAAGAACAAGAAAAGAAAAGAGAAGCAAAGCAGAGGGAGAGAGAGGCCCGGGAGAGAGAAGCACAGAAAAAGAAAAAGGCAGAGGAAAAAGAGAAGAAAAGGAAGGAAUACGAAGCACAGAUGGCCGCUCAGGCUGCUCAGGAACAACAGAAAAAGAAGAAAGAGGAGAAGAAAAAGAGAGCCAGCCAAAAUCAAGAUAAAAAGAAGGCCUCCGGUGCUGCGGCUCAGACCAGACGCUCCCUGUGCUCUCGGCUCUUCUCUCUGCUCCUCAGGAUUCUGUUCUUGCUCAUCCUCAGCGCUGCAGCAGUGAUCGGCACUUGUCGGGUCACUGAGCUGAAGAAGGAGGCGUUUUGUGCUCCUGUAAAUCUGUACACAGAUGAGGCGCUGAGCUGGGCUCGAGGCCUGGACGUGGUGCAACAAGUCAUUCAGAAAAUCUCAGACCUUCAACAAUGACACCUCGCUGGCUCACACUGACGAGACGGCAUCCAUCUUGCCCCAGGAUUCAGUCUGGAGAUGUACUGGGGCAACACAAAGGGGGAUGUUCCUCCGUUUCCGUGUCUCGUUCUAAAAUCACGGCAUGGCCGUUUAAGGGGGAAAAAAUGAUCAGUUUUCCAGGACAGAAACUAGAGGAAGUGGACUUCGGGGCUUCACGGCUGCUUUCGAGCUACUGAACAAAGAGGCUGUGACCAUUCAGCGCCUUAUGUACUGUUCAUAAAUAUCUUGUUAAAGCUAACAGCUGCUGAAUUGGGAGCAUGCGUACAUAUUUAUAAUCAUGUAGA
Hemibagrus wyckioides is the source of this 1429-nucleotide messenger RNA. RefSeq names its product leucine rich repeat containing 59 (gene lrrc59). The coding region runs from base 159 to 1103 and encodes 314 amino acids. Lineage: Eukaryota; Metazoa; Chordata; Actinopteri; Siluriformes; Bagridae. The transcript has 8 exons. The record is from RefSeq and is a predicted model, not a curated record. Gene Ontology annotation, molecular function: protein binding.